UGAAGACUCAAAUGAGGAAAACGCUUCAAAAAUGAAGGAAUCAGCAGAUUUUAAAAUUAAAAAAGAUCAGAUAAAAUUGUUGGAGAAAUUUCAUGAAAAUCUGAUCAAAAAUAAUGGUGUCAAGGAAACCGAAGACAGUGACAUUUUCAAUGAAAUUGAUAUUGAAAGAAAGUCACAACAAACUGAUAUUUUAUCUGAAGGAGAUGAUGUGAAGCCAAAUAUUAAAGUAGAAGAUAUGGAAAAAUAUGAGAAUAAAUUUUCAAAUUGUAACUACUAUUAUGAUAAUGAAACUUAUAUAAUAUCAGAUGACGAUGAUGAAGAUGAUAAUGAUGAUAAUCUAAAUCAUGAAGGCGAAACCAAACCGCUCAUAGAAACAAAUUACCUCAGACAUAAUGACAUGAUUGAAAUAUCGGAUGAUGAAGAUAAUCAAGAUCAUAUUGACACACUACCAAACUCUCCUAUUUCAACAAAUGAAGACACUACAAUAAAUGAAGUUAAUAAUAGAAUGGAAAACGAACCGUCAGAUCAAAUAAAUCAUCCUGAUGUGUUAGACAGUGAGAGUCCUAAUACUAAUGAAGGAAAUAAUGUUUAUCAGCCAAAUACUAAUGUGAUGCAUUUAACAACCAGUAUACCCACACCAGAUGUAUCACCCUGCGGAUCUGUAACAACUCAGCAUUUAAAUAUUCCCCAAUACAAUCAACAAACCGAAGGAUAUUACAGUAAUUCUCACUCGAAUCGACUCCAUCAGUUGCCUAAAAAAAGAGUCGCAAACUUUAGAGCAUUCAAGUGCAAUAUCUGUGGUUCACGGACCAUUAAUAAAACAAAUAUGGAAAACCAUCUACAACGAGUUCACAAUAUCUCACCACAAGAAUUUACAAGUAAUGAAUUUCCUCACAAGCGAUACCAUCUAGUACAGCGACCAUAUCACAAUAAUCAGCAGAACAGUGAAACUAUGUACUUACAAAAUAAACCAUUUAAGUGCAAAAUUUGUAAUGCAAGAACGAAAACAGAAUUAAACAUGAAAAUGCAUCAGUUUUUACAUCAUAGCCCCGAUUCACACUUAUAUACAACAGAAUGUGGAAUAUGUAAGAAAAAAGUAUUAAAAACAAAAUUCCAAAAACAUAUUCUAUAUCAUUCAGGGCACAAAUGUGAUUAUUGUGGAGUUGUCUAUAAACAAAAAUAUUAUCUUAACAUUCAUAUUAGAAAGGAACAUUCAGAAAGGAACUUAUGUUCGGUACCGGUAUAUCAGCAGCAAAUGAAUACAAAUUUCAACAUUCCAUCUGAAAUUAUUAUAACAAAAUACCAGGUACAUAACAAAAUUUAUCCGCAAAAUAACCAGCAAUACGACAAACAAUCGACAAUAGUGACAUCUACACUAAAUUCUACAGAUGUGAAUUUAACAACGGCAGAAGAGCAGCAGCUAAGAUAUCAGGAAUGCGAACAAAUUUGGAAACUUUUCGAAAGCAGUAAUAAUAUGAGACCAUGAUUUAUGAUCAUGCAGCAAUCUCUACUCAAUAAAAGGGCAGUAGAGUGUCCCGAGGAACAGCCUUUUCAUGCGGAAAUAUCUCUCAA
Molecule: messenger RNA, 1572 nt
Organism: Lucilia sericata (common green bottle fly)
Lineage: Eukaryota; Metazoa; Arthropoda; Insecta; Diptera; Calliphoridae
Product: zinc finger protein 271-like
Exons: 3
Coding region: 32-1486 (484 amino acids)
Biological process (GO): regulation of DNA-templated transcription
Molecular function (GO): RNA polymerase II cis-regulatory region sequence-specific DNA binding; DNA-binding transcription factor activity, RNA polymerase II-specific
Source: RefSeq, a predicted model, not a curated record